CGCGGCCGGAAACUUGCGACCUUUGCACGCUCCUGGACUCUGCUUUUCCGAGGUUAUCUCCUACCAUAUAUUCGCCAUGAGGUCGCCAAUUCCAGCGCCCGCUGUUAUCCGCUCGGCAGCUUCUGUUGCACGACUCCCCAGACGCCAAACUUGCACUUUUGCGACGCGCUGCUUAGCUUCUCAAACCGCUGCGACAUCGGCACAGCUUUUGAGCCCGCGACGAAGCACUCCCCGCUCCUCUGUAGCCACUACAUCCGCUCUGUACACACAAAUUGGGCAGUUCAGAAUGGCGUCUUCUUCAGGAACCCAGAAAAUAAAGGUCAAGAACCCGGUCGUGGAGCUUGACGGCGAUGAGAUGACCAGAAUCAUCUGGCAGGUCAUCAAGGACAAGUUCAUCUACCCAUACCUCGACAUUGACCUCAAGUACUACGAUCUUGGCCUGCCAUACCGCGACGAGACCGACGACCAAGUCACACUCGAUGCCGCCGAGGCUAUCAAGAAGUACUCUGUUGGUGUCAAGUGCGCCACCAUCACCCCCGAUGAGCAGCGCGUCGAGGAAUUCAAGCUCAAGAAGAUGUGGCUGUCGCCCAACGGUACCAUCCGCAACCACCUAGGAGGAACUGUUUUCCGCGCCCCUAUCGUCAUUCCCACCAUCCCUCGUCUCGUACCUGGCUGGAAGCAGCCCAUCAUCAUUGGCCGUCACGCUUUCGGCGACCAAUACCGCGCCAAGGACCGGGUUAUCCCUGGCGAGGGUACAUUGGAAAUGGUCUUCACACCAAAGGGCGGUAAGCCUGAGGUGAUCAAGGUCUUCGACUUCCCUGCAGAGGGCGGUGUCGCGCAGACGCAGUACAACACCACCGAAUCCAUUUCCGGUUUCGCGCAUGCCUCGUUCAAGAUGGCGCUGGACAAGAAGCUCCCUCUCUACAUGAGCACCAAGAACACGAUUCUCAAGGCGUACGAUGGAAAGUUCAAGGAUGUUUUCCAGGAAAUCUACGACACCCAGUACAAGAAGGACUUUGAGGCUGCCAAGAUCUGGUACGAGCACCGUCUGAUCGACGACAUGGUUGCCCAGAUGAUCAAGAGCGAGGGUGGCUAUGUCAUUGCCAUGAAGAAUUAUGAUGGAGAUGUACAGUCGGACAUUGUCGCUCAAGGUUUCGGAUCUCUCGGCCUCAUGACUUCUACCCUUAUCACUCCGGAUGGCAAGACAUUCGAGGCCGAGGCCGCGCACGGAACCGUUACCCGCCACUUCCGCGAGCACCAAAAGGGCAAGGAGACGUCGACUAACCCCAUUGCCUCCAUCUUUGCCUGGACCCAAGGUCUUGCCAAGCGUGGUGAGCUUGACGGCACCCCUGAACUCGUUGUCUUCGCCGAGCAGCUGGAGAAGGCCUGCAUCGACACAGUCGAUGUUGACAAGAUUAUGACCAAGGAUCUGGCGCUCGCGUGCGGAAAGAAGGACAGGGGUAGCUGGGUCACAACGAAUGAGUACCUGGGUGCAGUAGAGAGGAGACUCAAGUCAAGUCUGAAGGAGAAGCUAUGAAUGCAGAAAGAAUGCCAAGAGCUCGACGUGACUGUUGCGUGGUAACCCUAUAUAUCUAAGAACUAGCGCAUAUAGAUAUAGAAAUGCUUCUUCU
This is a messenger RNA of Exserohilum turcica Et28A, 1631 nucleotides long. RefSeq lists its product as uncharacterized. Gene Ontology annotation, biological process: isocitrate metabolic process. The record is from RefSeq and is a predicted model, not a curated record. Gene Ontology annotation, molecular function: NAD binding; isocitrate dehydrogenase (NADP+) activity; magnesium ion binding. NCBI's taxonomy places the organism in Eukaryota, Fungi, Ascomycota, Dothideomycetes, Pleosporales, Pleosporaceae. Gene Ontology annotation, cellular component: mitochondrion. The transcript has 4 exons. Bases 77 to 1537 code for a protein of 486 amino acids.